UGUAGCGAUAUUUUGUUACAACCUAUGAUUCAAUUGAUGAUAAAACUGCGUAAGAGCAAUUGACGAAGAAACGACGACUUCAUGGCCUUUGCGUCCAGUAGUUGAUGGCUAAACGAAAACCGAUGUCUAAGACGGUCUUGUAUUGACUCAAAGCCCCGACUGAGUGGACCGUCUCUUUCGGCUACUCCGCCGAUCUCAUCCUCCUCCUCAUGGCCUUCUCCUCUUCUCACGCCGGCAACUCCAACGUCCGUCGUGGAAUUGGCGGCGGUUGGACCCGCUCUCUCCUCCCAUUCACAUCAUCAACCACCAAAUCCGGUAAACACAUUCGUAAAUCUCGCAAACGCGCUGCCGUCAAAGACUUCUUAUUCGCCAAUUUCUUUACCAUCGGACUCGCCGUAUCUAUCUUCUUCUUUUUUUUCGUUGUUUACCUUUACGGCGUUCCAAAACCUAUCUCCUCGCAAUUUCGUAUCGGCAAUUCGCGUGCCUUUAGGGUACGUAAGCCAGUUUAUCGGAAAUCUAAAUCUUCUUCGUCCGGGCAUGUAUCGUCGAAUCACUCUAAUCUAUCUUUAGGAGCUGCUUCUGUUGAUUUAACCACCAAGGAUUUGUAUGAUAAGAUCGAAUUCAAGGACGAAGAUGGUGGACCCUGGACGCAGGGGUGGAGGGUUUCUUAUAAAGGGGACGAAUGGAACAACGAGAAAUUGAAAGUAUUUGUUGUACCCCAUUCACAUAAUGAUCCUGGUUGGAAGCUUACUGUUGAUGAGUACUAUGAUCGCCAGUCUAGGCAUAUUCUCGACACAAUUAUCGAAACUCUUUCUAAGGAUGAACGGAGGAAGUUUAUCUGGGAAGAGAUGUCCUACCUAGAGAGAUGGUGGAGGGAUGCAUCAGAUGCUAAAAGAGAAUCUUUGAUCAAGUUACUGCAAAAUGGGCAGUUAGAAAUUGUUGGAGGAGGUUGGGUGAUGAAUGAUGAGGCCAAUUCACAUUAUUUUGCCAUCAUCGAACAGAUGAUGGAGGGAAACAUGUGGUUAAAUGAAACUGUUGGCAUAAUCCCAAAAAAUGCAUGGGCAAUCGAUCCAUUCGGCUAUUCAUCCACCAUGGCUUAUCUUCUUCGGCGAAUGGGCUUUGAAAACAUGCUUAUACAAAGAACUCAUUAUGAACUCAAAAAAGAACUGGCUUUACAUAAAAAUCUUGAAUACAUAUGGAGACAGAAUUGGGACACAGAUGAAACAACCGAUAUUUUUGUUCACAUGAUGCCCUUUUACUCCUAUGAUGUCCCACACACUUGCGGGCCCGAGCCCGCAAUAUGUUGCCAGUUUGACUUUGCAAGAAUGCACGGGUUCAUGUACGAGCGAUGCCCCUGGGGGAAACAUCCGGAAGAAACAACCCAAGAAAACAUGAAGGAAAGAGCCCUUACACUUCUUGACCAAUACAAGAAAAAGUCAACUCUCUACCGGACAAAUACCCUUCUUGUCCCUCUUGGAGAUGAUUUCCGCUACAUCAGCAUCGAUGAAGCAGAAGCCCAGUUUCGUAAUUAUCAAAUGUUAUUCGAUUACAUAAAUUCAAGCCCGGAGUUAAACACUGAGGCUAAAUUCGGAACUUUAGACGAUUACUUCCGGACUUUACGUGAAGAAUCCGAAAGAAUAAAUUACUCACGAACCGGUGAAAUCGGGUCGGGUCAGAUUUCCGGGUUUCCUUCUUUAUCGGGUGAUUUCUUUACUUAUGCUGAUAGACAACAAGAUUAUUGGUCUGGGUAUUAUGUUUCACGCCCUUUUUUUAAAGCGGUUGAUCGUGUUCUUGAACAAACCUUACGUGCCACUGAAAUGACUAUGGUGUUUCUACUAGGGUAUUGUCAAAGGGCUCAAUGUGAAAAAUUACCUACUGGUUUUACCCAUAAGUUAACAGCUGCAAGAAGAAACUUAGCUUUAUUUCAACAUCAUGAUGGGGUCACUGGAACUGCUAAAGAUCAUGUGGUUCAAGAUUAUGGUAUGCGUAUGCAUACUUCUUUACAAGAUCUUCAAAUCUUCAUGUCCAAAGCUAUUGAGGUUCUUUUAGGGAUCCAUCAUGAUAAAAACGAUCAAAACCCGUCUCGGUUCGAGCCCGCUUUGAUCCGGUCCAAAUUUGAUGCCCAACCGGUGCACCGACCGGUUAGUGCUAAUCAAGGAACCGUGCAAACCGUGGUCCUUUUUAAUCCACUUGAACAAACGAGAAACGAGGUUGUUAUGUUUGUUGUUGAGAGACCCGAUGUGACUAUUUUGGACUCGAAUUGGACUUGUGUGAAAAGUCAAAUAUCUCCUGAAUUGCAGCAUAAUAAAGUCAAAAUGUUUACUGGAAGACAUAGAGUGUUUUGGAAAGCUUCGAUUCCUGCCAUGGGGUUACAAACGUAUUACAUCGCGAAUGGUUUUGUUGGAUGCGAGAAGGCCAAACCAGCAAAAUUAAAAAUUUCUUCAAUUUCCGACACUACCCCUUGUCUUGCGCCUUAUACUUGCUCAAAGGUGGAGGGCGAUUCGGUCCAGAUUCGAAACCGGCAUCGAUCUCUUACGUUUAAUUCCAAUUUUGGCUUGUUACAGAAAGUAACCGAAAUGAAAGGCGCACAGAAUGUUGUUAACGAAGAGUUGGCGAUGUACACGAGCCCCGAGAGUGGGGCCUACCUUUUCAAACCGAACGGUGACGCCUCGCCGAUUACAGAGUCUGGGGGCGAAUUGGUAAUUUCCGAGGGGUUUCUGGUUCAAGAAGUUUUUUCGCAUCCGAAAACAUCAUGGACGAAAUCGCCCGUGUCCCAUAGUACCCGGAUUUAUAACUGUGAGGGGUCAGUUCAGGAACAUUUGAUUGAAAAAGAAUACCAUGUGGAGCUUCUCGGGGGUGAAUUUAAUGAUAAAGAAUUGGUUGUUAGAUACAAAACAGAAAUCGAUAACAAAAGAAUCUUUUAUUCAGAUUUAAACGGAUUUCAAAUGAGCCGUAGAGAAACAUAUGACAAGAUUCCUAUACAAGGAAAUUACUACCCAAUGCCAUCGCUUGCUUUCAUGCAAUCCGAAGGGCAGCGAUUCUCCGUGCACACGAGGCAGUCAUUGGGUGUGGCAAGCCCGAAAAAUGGACGGUUCGAGAUCAUGUUAGAUCGACGGUUGUUACGCGAUGAUGGGCGUGGACUCGGUCAAGGAGUCACCGAUAACCAUCCGAUGAAUAUAAUUUUCCAUCUCACUUUCGAAUCCAACGUAUCUGUAACACCCGAUCUUAUUCCAAACGCGGGUCCCGUAAGUCCGUCUCUUUUCUCACAUCGCGUUGGGGCCCACUUGAACUACCCGUUGCACGCGUUCAUUGCGAAGAAAGCGGAAGAAAUAUCGGUCCAACCGCCCCCGAGGUCUUUCUCGCCUUUGACGGCUCAGUUCCCAUGUGAUUUGCAUGUUGUGAGUUUUAAGGUUCCGCGGCCGUUAAAGUAUACUCAGCAGCAGGUUCUAGAAGAACCUAGAACUGUUUUGAUUUUGCAGAGGAGACAUUGGGAUUCAUCGUAUUGUUGGAAAGGGAGGUCGGAUUGUUCGAGAGUGGAUGAUGAGAUUGCGAAUUUGAAUCUGUUGAACAUGUUUCAGGGUCUUGAUGUGUUGAAUGUGAAAGGUACUUCUUUGAAUCUUUUGCAUGAUGAUACUGAGAUGCUUGGGUAUGGUGAACAGCCGACAGAUGGGCGGGUCGUUAUCUCGCCCAUGGAGCUCCAGGCUUAUAAGUUUGAUUUACGACCUCAUCAGUGACCUCUUAGUUACCACUUAAAUAUAUAAUAUUAUGGCUUUGAUCUUUGAUGAGACGAGACAAAAGGACGAAAGUACCCUCAAGGGUAUUAUUUUUUGGUGACAGUUACUUGACAAUUUUAAAUUGUCCAAGAAAUGAAGCAUUCGGGGUUGUUUCAUAGUUGAAGUUGUAGGUCGAAGAGAUGAUAGUGUUGUAGCAGCUUGGUUCUUUGUUUUAUCUCUUUGAUUUUUGUUUUUUUUAAUGUAUUUAGGAAAACGAUUGGUGUUGUUUUGUACACUUAUUAACAUAUGACAUGAUCAAAUCAAUAAUAGAAGGAUUGUUUAGAUGGUC
Messenger RNA from Lactuca sativa (garden lettuce), 4062 nucleotides. RefSeq names its product golgi alpha-mannosidase II (gene GMII). The record is from RefSeq and is a predicted model, not a curated record. Gene Ontology annotation, biological process: protein deglycosylation; mannose metabolic process; N-glycan processing. Gene Ontology annotation, cellular component: Golgi membrane. NCBI's taxonomy places the organism in Eukaryota, Viridiplantae, Streptophyta, Magnoliopsida, Asterales, Asteraceae. Gene Ontology annotation, molecular function: carbohydrate binding; alpha-mannosidase activity.